This is a messenger RNA of Paramecium pentaurelia, 1951 nucleotides long. Lineage: Eukaryota; Ciliophora; Oligohymenophorea; Peniculida; Parameciidae. The record is from the annotation of a GenBank genome assembly.
AUGGCUUUUGUAUUUUAAGCAGAAAGAAAUAUGCUAAAUAAACCUUCUGGAGCACCUCCUAAUGUAAAACAUAUUUAACUGAAAUAGGUUGGUCCUGGUAGUUAUCUUUCACAUGAAUAAUUCAAAAUAAAGUAUGGCAAUGCUCCAUUCGAUACACAAGUUACAAGAACUCAACCAUUAAGAUAAGAUAAUUCUCCUGGACCUGGAAGUUAUAAUAUCUAAAAUGAAGUAUAAGGGUACAUUAUCUUAAUCAUCUUAGACAAAAUAUAGUGUUGCAAUCUUCAUAAUCUGAUGUAAAGGUAGUUGAGAAACCAUAACCUCAGUCAGUAUUUGCAUCCUAAACUAAACGAUUCUAACAUCCUAAAACAAUGCUCUCUCCUGGGUAUUUGCUUAUUUUUAAAAGGAUUUAAGACCUGGAACAUAUGAUACUAAUAAUAGCGGAACUAGAGUUAUUCAAUAAUAGUAUACAUCUUAACAUUAUAUUGAAACUUUAAUGAAAAUGAAUAAAUAUCAAUCAAUACCAUCUAUACCUUCCUCAAAUUAAGUAUAUGGUUAUAUAGAGAAAGGAAGUAAUAAUAAUUAUUUUAAUGACUUUUAGCUCAUGAUUUGGAAUUAAACAAUUUUCCAUUUUAAUAAUUUACUGGUCUUAAAUAAGAUUCAGUUGGUCCAGGUUAAUAUGAUGUUAAGGAUGCAUUUGAAUAAAAUAAAUAUAAAGGAAGUUUUUGGCAUAAAUCCAAAGCUCCAAGAUUAGCACCAACAAUUUCAAAAGAAAAAGAAUUAAUGGUAGGACCUGGAACAUAUGAUCCAAAUGCAUCUGUUGUACCAUUGCAUAAAUUAAAUCCAUCUGGAAAUUUUUAAUCUAAAUCUCAAAGAUUAUUUGAUUCUACUAAAGAAGAAAAAUAAAAAUAAUUUAUGAAAAUCUUCUUUGAUAAAUAAAAAGAUAUGAUUUAAAAGAAUGGAGCAAAUUAUUUAGAAGAUGAUGAAUAUAUAUUUUGUGAUGUAUACAAUUUUAUUAUAAAUUUCAAGGAUACAACCCCAGGACCAGGAUAAUAUUUAGGAAAUACUUCAAAUCAAUCAGCUAUUUCAACUAAUACACAAUCUACUACUAAAAUGGGAAAAAAUUGUUUUGGAUCUAAAAGUAGAAGAUUUCAAGAAAAAAAAAUGCCUUGUUAUGUAGGUCCUGGAGAUUAUGAAUUAGAAAAAGAUAUGAUAAAGGAAGUUAUAUCAUAAAAGUAACCUCCUUUUCAAUCUACUAAUUUACGUUUUGAAGUUAAAGGAUAAGAAAAGCGUCCAGGACCAUAAACUUAUAAUCCAAAAAUUACAGUAAUUUAUAUUAUCAUAUAGUUAGUUGGAGGAUAAAUUAACCAAGAAAUUAGAAAGAGCCCCUGUUGGUAAUUUUGGAUCAAAUUAAUAGAGAUUUAAACCAUAAGAAGAUGAAGUUCCAGGUCCAGGAACAUAUAAUUAAAACAAUAAGAAAGUUAAAGGAAUUGCAUCUGUGUUUACUUCAAAAACUAAAAGAGCAGAUGCAGCCUCUAUUCCUAAAGAUAAUUUCCCUGCUCCAGGUGCAUAUGAUGUUAAAAAUUAUACUAUUGAAUAAACAACAAAAAUUGAAAAAGAGGAGGAUCCUGAUUUGGCUAUUUAUAAACCAGCAUUUGGAUCAUCUUUACCAAGAUUCAUGCAUAAAGAAAAGAAAGCAAUAGAUGAAAUAGAAGAUGAACAAGAAGAUGAAUAAAUAAGAAUGCAUAAUAGUUCAUCAUUGUUUUAGAAAAAAAAAAAUCCACAUCCACCUUUUAAUAUUAAAGUAAUAUAUAUAUUGAUUAAAUUUAAUUAGGAAAAUAGAUUUAAUUAUGAAAAAAAAGAUGAUUAAUUACCUGGUCCAGGUGAGUAUUUUGAUCCAAAAGAAAAUGCCUGGAAUAAAUCUACUUUUAAUAUUUUAUUCUAAGAAAUAUGA